AUGACAACUUUCUUAUCUGAAGACAGGACUGGAAGUGGCUGGUUAAGUGCCACUAGGGGGAAUGGAUUUGCUGGAGGUGGUGGUGGAAGAAUUUCAAUUGAUGUUUUUAGUUGGCAUGAUGAUACAGAUUUCUUAAUUCAUGGAGGAAAAAGUUUUGGCUGUCCUGAUAAUGCAGGUGCUGCUGGUUACCAGCUGGUGUCACCAAUAUUAGGCCUCCUCGCUUAUAAUGCCGACAGUGAUCUGAGUUUUGGUAGCCCUUUCGAGCUUGGGAUUCUUGCCAUUGACAAACCUAUUAAAAUCGAUUUCAGCAAUGUUACAAAGGCAUCCAACAUCACAGGAUUCUUGCCAUUGUGUGAUAGUUUUGAAGGAAAUGGAAAAGUAACAUUGAAGAACCAAGUAUCACCCAACGUUUGUGUGGCAAGCAGGCAUGGCCAGUUUGGUUUGGUGGUGAAGUCGCCACAGUCGUUGGCUGUGAGGAAGAAGAUGCAAUGGAAACUGGUGGUGGGAUGCUCGGUCGGAGCUGCUUUGGGGGCUUUCCUUUUGGGGUUGCUUUUAGUGGCGAUGUUUGUUAAAAUUAAGAAGAAAACAAGAAUGGAGGAGUUGGCGAGGAGAGCAUAUGAAGAGGAGGCUCUUCAGGUUUCCAUGGUUGGACAUAUAAGGGCUCGAACAUCGCCUGCAACUUAA
Molecule: messenger RNA, 684 nt
Organism: Hibiscus syriacus
Lineage: Eukaryota; Viridiplantae; Streptophyta; Magnoliopsida; Malvales; Malvaceae
Exons: 3
Coding region: 1-684 (227 amino acids)
Cellular component (GO): membrane
Source: RefSeq, a predicted model, not a curated record